UUGAGCAAGAAAUCUACGCAAUUUGAGACCUGAUAGGUAACCAGCAGGGUAACUGAAAGUAGGAGCUCCUCCACACCUGCUACUGAGAGUUUGCAGCUCGACUUCUUCAGAUCAGCUACCAAACUUAUACCAAACACUGAAUACACAGAUGGAGGCAAAAGAAAGUGUCUUCAGGCGGAAAUUGGUAGAUGUCCAUGGGGUACCCCUGUUCUGGAGCAUUGCAGAAGAGUGGGGCCAAGUGGAGACCUUUCAAGCCAAGCCAGACGACCUCCUCAUUGCCACCUACCCCAAAUCAGGCACUACCUGGGUCAGUGAAAUUGUGGACAUGAUAUAUAAUGACGGGAAUGUGGAGAAGUGUAAACAAGAUGCCAUUUUCAAUCGUGUCCCUUUCAUGGAGCUGAUUAUUCCUGGAAUGUCAAAUGGUGUGGCAAAACUGGGCAAUAUGCCUUCUCCUCGAUUAGUUAAGACUCACCUCCCAGCGCAACUUCUUCCCAAGUCAUUUUGGGAAAGUGACUGCAAGAUAAUCUAUGUGGCCAGAAAUGCUAAGGAUGUAGUUGUCUCAUACUACCACUUCUACAAAAUGGCGAAGAUGCACCCAGAGCCAGGCAACUGGGAUGAGUUCCUGGAGAAAUUUGUGGCAGGAGAAGUAGCUUUUGGAUCCUGGUAUGACCAUGUAAAAGGCUGGUGGGAAAAGAAAAAGAGCCACCCUAUACUGUAUCUUUUCUAUGAAGACAUGAAAGAGGACCCCAAACGUGAACUGCAGAAACUGGCCCAGUUUCUGGAAAAGGAGGUGACAGAAGAAGAAGCCAAUAGGAUCCUUCACCACACCUCAUUCGAGGAGAUGCAAAAGAACCCCACUUCAAACUAUAAGAUGAUGCCAACGGCAGAAAUGGACCAUAGUGUGUCACCCUUCAUGAGAAAAGGGAUUGCAGGUGAUUGGAAGAAUUACUUCACUGUAGCUCAGAAUGAGAAAUUUGACAAGGAUUAUGUUGAUAAAAUGAAGGAAUCCACCCUGCUGUUCCGAAUGGAGAUCUGAGCAACAACCACAUCUGGAAUCCCACAGGGGGAAUGUCGAUCUCUGUGUGUGAUGGAGAAAGGGUUAAGCAUCCUCCCAUUUGGUUUUUUGCUCUCAACCAUCCCCUUCCAAAUGAUUUUUCAGUCUACAAAAGGGUUGACAGCAGGGCCUAUGUAAGACUCUGAGAAGCCUCAGGCAGAAUGUUCAUUUGAGCCUCCUGACCCCCACUUUCUUCCCACUGUGUCAAUGUAAUUUUUUCUCAGUUUGAAAUAAAUGACAGAUAUGUUGGAAGUGAA
Messenger RNA from Hemicordylus capensis (graceful crag lizard), 1311 nucleotides. Its product is annotated as sulfotransferase 1 family member D1-like. The coding region runs from base 149 to 1036 and encodes 295 amino acids. Lineage: Eukaryota; Metazoa; Chordata; Lepidosauria; Squamata; Cordylidae. Gene Ontology annotation, biological process: sulfation. The transcript has 8 exons. The record is from RefSeq and is a predicted model, not a curated record. Gene Ontology annotation, molecular function: sulfotransferase activity. Gene Ontology annotation, cellular component: cytoplasm.